AUGGCCAAGCCGAAACGAAAUCCACCUGAAAACGUGCCAUCGCCGUUUGAGGGGUUUGAAGAAGGGUUUCUGGGCUCAGAUUCAGAUUUUUCGCUUAAUUCCCAGUCCACUUCCCAGCCGUCCUUCAAAUAUGUCUCGGCGAUUCGGAGUGUCAGUGCCAGCCCAGUAGAAUCCAGAGCAGAUACCGAGACGUCUCAAACCUCAUACCGAGUGGGUCGAAAGACUGGCAUGACGAAAUCAGAGGAACUAUUUUCUGGAAACGAUGACUUGUCCGAACACACAGGGCAACCAAGUCGUGAAGUGUACGGUCGAGCCUCGAAGCGUCGCAAGGUUUUGGAAGAGCUGAUAACUACCGAGCAAAGCUACGUCUCAGAUAUACGUUCUCUUUUGAAUGUCUAUAUUACGAUGUUGGCGGCGCUUCCUUCUCUGCACAUUGGACUGAGGACAUCCGUCAACCAGAACCUAUGUGAGAUGCUUCAACUUCACGAAGAUAUAUUGAACGAACUACGUCGGGUACUUUCAAGAUCGUAUAAUCAGGAAUGUCGGUACUAUCGAGAUGUUCGAGUGACGGAAGAAGUCUCCCAAAGUGAUGGACAACAUAUGCCGUAUCAGUUUGACGCCGAUGUAUCUCAAGUAUCAGAGUCGCCGAAACACCAUGAAGCAUUCGCAGACCCUCAAUUAGUGACUGAAGUCUCCAAGAUAUUUCAUAAGAAAAUGAGUCGGUUCUUCAUAUACAAAGAAUACGCAGCAAAGUACGAAAUGAUGGUCCAAGACACUGCUCACGUAUGCGAUGCUUUUCCAGGCUGGGAAGAGAAUCAAAACGGCCUCGAAGCUUUAUGUGCACUGCUUAGCUCCCGCGAAACCCGCGAUUGGAGCCAAAGAAGGGCUUCGACCUUGAAGGAUCUCUUUGCCAAGCCAAUCCAGAGAAUUUGCAAAUAUCCUCUCAUCUUUGCCGAACUGCUCAAGUUCAAACUCGGAGAUAAAUAG
This is a messenger RNA of Ustilaginoidea virens, 987 nucleotides long. RefSeq lists its product as uncharacterized. The record is from RefSeq and is a predicted model, not a curated record. Gene Ontology annotation, cellular component: cytoplasm. Bases 1 to 987 code for a protein of 328 amino acids. Gene Ontology annotation, biological process: regulation of GTPase activity. Gene Ontology annotation, molecular function: guanyl-nucleotide exchange factor activity. NCBI's taxonomy places the organism in Eukaryota, Fungi, Ascomycota, Sordariomycetes, Hypocreales, Clavicipitaceae. The transcript is spliced from 5 exons.